Messenger RNA from Pelobates cultripes (western spadefoot toad), 907 nucleotides. NCBI's taxonomy places the organism in Eukaryota, Metazoa, Chordata, Amphibia, Anura, Pelobatidae. The record is from the annotation of a GenBank genome assembly.
GUUCCAUUUUGAUAAAGGAAAUAUAAAGACUAGUUUGAUUAUAAAGGAUUUAUUCUAUAAUUGGUCCCUAUAGGGAAAAAGCAUGCUGUAUUAUUCAUCAUACACUUCCUUGUGUUGAAAAUUAGCUACCAAGAUAUUACGUUUAAUUUCUUCAUCCCAACACAACUUAAAAUGGUGCUGUCACACUCUUUCUAUCCGGCCGGAGAACAUGGGGGACAUGCAGACCAAGAAGCUGCUUGGCGAUGCCAGCAAGGUCAGUCUCCCUUGUUUUUACAAGGACGUUGGCAGAUCUCAGGCAGCAAAACAGGUUCUGGUCAUUGAUGGCUGGAGUCAUCUCCUUAGUAGACUCACCGCCAUUGUGGCUAAACAAACUCUGCUUGGUUGCAGUUGUGCGAUGUGAAGGAAUAACCAUUUCUGGAAACUUCUACCGUAACAAACGUAAAUAUCUUGCUUUCCUCUGUAAACGAAUGAACACCAACCCUUCAUGUGGGCCAUACCAUUUCAGAUCCCCCAGCCGCUUCUUCUGGAGGAACGGAAGAGGUAUGCUCCCCCCACAAGACAAAGAGAGGCCAGGCAGCUCUGGAUUGGCUGAAGGUUUUCAUGGCAUUCCUCCUCCUUACAAAAAGAGGAAGAGAAUGGUUGUCCCUGCAGCAUUGAAAGUUGUUUGCUUGAAGCCAGCACGUAAGUGUGCGUUCCUGGGUUGUCUUGCUCAUGAAGUUGGAUGGAAUUACCAGGCUGUGACAUCAAUUUUGGAAGAAAAGCAGAAGGGAAAGACCAAAAUUCACUAUGAGAAGAAGAAACUGGUCAUGAAACUAAAGAGGCAGGCAAAGAAGAACAUAGAUCGCAAAAUCACCAAGUAUACCAAUGUUUUGAAACCGUACGGCAUCGGUGUUUAAAUAAAGAAAAC